This is a messenger RNA of Pygocentrus nattereri (red-bellied piranha), 6850 nucleotides long. It is a transcript of the gene brpf3a, whose product is annotated as bromodomain and PHD finger containing, 3a. The transcript has 14 exons. Lineage: Eukaryota; Metazoa; Chordata; Actinopteri; Characiformes; Serrasalmidae. Gene Ontology annotation, molecular function: protein binding. Gene Ontology annotation, cellular component: MOZ/MORF histone acetyltransferase complex. The coding region runs from base 314 to 3994 and encodes 1226 amino acids. The record is from RefSeq and is a predicted model, not a curated record. Gene Ontology annotation, biological process: regulation of transcription by RNA polymerase II.
GGGGGGGAAGAGGGGUUUUCUCGUUUUUUAUCUUUCUUUAUACCCUCCUCCUCCUCCUCCUCGUUUUGGGCGGAUUUUGAGGGGUGCCAAUAUUAAUUCACACCCCAGCUGUACUGCCCAGGUUACCGUGCGUCCCGCGCGCCGCGCAGGUGAUGCUGGUGCACGGGGACCCGCGGGCAGAAAGACGGCAUUUUCCAGACGUUCGGACGGUAAAAGGAGAGACGGUGCGUAUCAGACAUUGGAGAAUGGCUGGAAGGCGCGAGCCGUUUCGCUUGUUGACCGAUUCACAAUAAAAAACAAGAAGGCAUUUCAAAUGAGAAAACUAAAGAAACGCGGUGGUCACACUGGAGCCAGCAGGGGCAGAGGAAGGGGCAGGGGUGGGAAUACUGCCUCCAGCCAAUCAGAACUAGACAUUUUGCUCCGUCCGCCAUCCCCAUGCAGGCUGAACUUCUCUAUGACCCGAGAGAAUCUGACCUAUGCCCAGUCACAGAAGAUGGUGGAGGUGGAGCUGGAGGGGAGGAUCCACCGGAUCAACAUUUUCGACCCACUUGUGGUCGUUACUGAGGAUGAAAUGCUGGCACAGGAAUUGCAAGAGUGCAACAGCAACAAAGAAAACAGUGAGCAGGACCUCAGUCUUGGCCAUCAAGGACCCAAUACCUCUGCUAACAAAGGUAGGAAGAAGGACAGCAGAAAUGGAGGCAGCAGGGCAAGACGCUUUGGUUCUCAGCAAUUUUCACACCAUGAGAUCCACCAGACUCAACUUGAAGGACCGUUGCCUAAGCCCACUUUCCGCAAACUGGACACUUUCACUCCUUCUGAGGCUCCAUCUCUUCCUGUGGCCUAUUAUCGCUAUGUGGAAAAAUCUACAGAAGAGCUAGAGACAGAGGCAGAGUACGAUAUGGAUGAGGAAGACAUGGCCUGGCUGGAGAUGGUUAAUCAGAAGCGAGUUUCAGAUGGCCAUGCUUCCGUUCCACCUAACACGUUCGAGUUGCUGAUUGACCGGCUGGAGAGAGAGUCCAUUGUAGAGUCAAGGAGCCAGGCCCUAUCUCAAAAUACUAUUGACGAGGACGCAUACUGCUGCGUGUGCAUGGAUGACGAAUGCCUCAACAGCAAUGUCAUCUUAUUCUGCGACAUCUGCAACCUGGCUGUGCAUCAGGAAUGUUACGGCGUGCCCUAUAUUCCAGAGGGUCAGUGGCUGUGCCGUCGUUGCCUGCAGUCUCCAUCAAGGCCCGUGGACUGUGUUCUGUGUCCAAACCGUGGCGGUGCCUUCAAACAGACAAGCGACGGGCGCUGGGCACAUGUGGUGUGUGCCAUCUGGAUCCCAGAAGUGUGCUUUGCUAACACUGUGUUUCUGGAGCCAAUAGAGGGCGUCAGUAACAUUCCUCCUGCAAGGUGGAAGCUAACUUGCUAUCUGUGCAAGCAAAGGGCGAGGGGCGCGUCUAUCCAGUGCCACAAAGCUAACUGCUACCGGGCAUUUCAUGUGACUUGUGCCCAGAGAGCAGGACUCUUUAUGAAAAUCGAUCCAGUGCGUGAGACAGGCACAAAUGGCACAACGUUUACCGUGAAAAAAACAGCCUAUUGUGGAAGUCACUCACCAGCUGCAGUGGACGGUGAGGAAGAUGAAGGUUUUGCAGGUGGUAGGAAUAACAGAGGUCAAAGGUCAUACACGCUUGGCCCUACGUUGCAGCAGAACCAGCGUGGAAACAAAAAGGCUUCGCCCACGCCACAACAAAAGAAGACAAGGAAGAGUGCAGAUGGAGUUUCACGCAAAACAGGAGUGCCGCUUCUCCUCGUGCCCCAAAUCCCAUCCUACAGGCUGAAUAAGAUUUGCACCGGCGUGUCUGUUCAGAGGAAGAACCAGUUCAUGCAGAGGCUCCAUAAUUAUUGGCUGCUGAAGCGUCAUUCUCGUAAUGGUGUUCCACUCAUCCGCCGGCUCCAUUCACACCUUCAGGCACAGAAAACUGAGCAGAGGGAGCCGGAUGCAAGAUUGCAGGCCAUUAGAGAGGAGCUGAAAUACUGGCAGAAACUGCGUCAGGACCUGGAAAAAGCCCGUCUGCUGAUCGAGUUAAUUCGCAAGAGAGAGAGGCUUAAACGCGAGCAGAUGAAGCUACAGCAGGCGGCUUUGGAGCUUCAGUUGACUCCCGCUCUAGUUCUGCUGCGCUCCACGCUUGAGCAGCUGCAGGAGAAGGACACUGCCCACAUCUUCACCUCACCUGUUAACCUGAAAGAGGUUCCAGAUUAUCUGGAGUUUGUUUCUGAACCAAUGGAUUUCUCCACCAUGCGAGAGAAGCUAGAGGCCCAUAAGUAUUGCUCAGUAUCUGAUCUCGAGGCAGAUUUUAACCUCAUGGUGUCCAACUGCCUAAGGUACAACUCCACAGAUACAGUGUUCCACAAGGCUGCCAUGCAACUGCGGGAGGUAGGGGGCGCUAUCUUAAGGCAUGCCCAACGCCAGGCUGUCAGCGUGGGAUUGGACCCCAAAACAGGAAUGCAUCUGCCACACUCAGCGGGAAAAACAAAUUCAAACCAGUCAUGCUGGGAUGAUGUGGACACUCUGCUGGACCCUGCAAACAGAGUCCACAUGUCACCGAAGGACCAACUGAAGGUGCUGUUAGACAAGCUGGACACAAUAACAUCCAUGCGCACCAGUGGGGGGCGCACUAAACGCAUGAGGCUGCUGCGGCGGGAGAUCAACAGCAUCCGGCACAAACUCAGCCACCAACGAAGAACAUCAGGACUGCUCAACCGUAACACCAAGGAGGAAGAAGAGGGGGAGGAAGAAGGGCACAAUAAGAAAAUGAAUUACACAGCCAUUCCAGAAUCUACAAAAUCAUCAUCUCAGAAACCUCUAGAACCCACCUGUUCCACUUCCUCCCCUUUACCUGGUGAUGCCCCACCAAAUGCCCCGAUAUUCUGUCUGGAGACAGGGGGGACCACUACCUCCAGCCAGUCCAACAAACGGCAGGGGGGCAGGGGCCGGGGGCGAGCGAGGGGAAGAGGGAGGGGUCACAGUGAAGCUGCUGGACAGACAGAGGUGGAGGAUGACACAUUUCAGUCAAAAGAAAACAGAUUGACAGUGGCUCCAAGUCCCAAGGAGGCUGAGCCUGUUAACGGAGUUUCUUCUCUGGAGAGCCCCCCUGCCUCACCCAAGCUGGGAGUGGGCCGCCGCACCUCUAUCCUCUUUAAAAAAGCUAAAAAUGGUGCUAGACUGUCUAAAAGCAGUCCUGUUCUUCUCCAGAACGGACUCAGCACUGAAGAAAUGUCUGAACAUCUGCCUCAGGCAAAUUUACUGUCAGCUCCGCCCACCCCAAAAUCCUCUCCUCCCUCUCCACACCAGUUACGCUCCAGAGCGGCCAGCCCCGACAGCGAAACAGAGCGGUCUUGCUCACCCCCCAACCAAAAUGGCCUGACAAAUGGCUCAAAGAAACAGAGGGAUAGCUCACCAGACUCAGAGAAUUCUUCUCCUGCUUACCAAAACCUCAGUUCUUCACCUCCCAAACGCAGUCGAGGAAAACCAGCUCUAAGUAAAGUUCCAGCAGCAGAGGGAGAGAACACAGAGGCUGAUUCAGCCAGGAACAGUUCCCAGAAAGGUGACGACCUGGAGCCUCUGAGUUUGGUUUGGGCAAAAUGCAGAGGAUACCCUUCAUAUCCUGCAAUGACAGUAGACCCGGAGAUGCCUAAAGAGGGAAUCCUUCAUAACGGCAUCCCAAUCCCUGUGCCUCCUAAAGAGGUCCUAAAACUGGGCGAGCGUCGGCGGGCUGAGACUGAGGAUAAACUCUUUCUUGUAUUGUUCUUUGACACAAAGAGAACUUGGCAGUGGCUGCCAUUGGAUAAACUCCAUCCGAUGGGGGUUGACGACACCGUGGAUAAGCUCCGCCUGAUGGAGGGAAAGAAACGAAAUGUGCGGAAGUCUGUGCACAUGGCAUACGAGCGUGCAAUGACACACCUCAGUCACGUACGGGAAAAUGCUGACUUCAGCCCAUCCUCUUUCAUGUAAACCGCUUCUGGAUGUGAUAUGACUGAAACAGACUGCUGCACUGCGGUGAAGUGAAUGUUGGGAAAUAAUUGGGGAAAUAAUAAUGAUUUUGAAAAGUAGCUUCAGCAGGAAAUUCCCUUGAUUGAUUCCAGAAAUGAAGAAAAGUCCCAUUGAAAUUGUUUUAAACUAAUUUAUAUAAAUAUUUUAUUCUCUCUGUCAAAAUGAUUGUUGAUCAUUUUACAUUUUAUGAAUGAAUGACGGCACAUAGAGGUACAUAAAUGUGCAAUGUGAGUUCAGUUUUGACAAACCUCAUUGAUGGCCAGCUGUACCAGCUAUCUGGAAGUUCAAACGUAGGCUAGUUAUAGCAUUAUUAUUUAUUUGUUAUUUAUUAGCUACAAGAUUGUACAUUACUAAAUCAGAAAAGCUUUCUUCAUACAAAUGUUGGUUUUAAUAAGAGCUUAACUGCUAAUGUUACUCUUUUAAUAUGCUAGGCCCACUUAGCUAAGAAAACACUGCUCUAAUUUGGUUUGUCUUUUACCCCCAUUUUUGUUAACAUAAAACUGCUCUAGAAAUUAGAACUGAUAGAAAAAUCUGGGCUGAUGCUGCCAUUGUAGUGGUUGGACAGAAACCGUUAUUUGGAAAAGUAGAGUUUUUGAAAAUAUCAAAAUCAAUAAACAAUUAUGUGAUAUUGAUUUAUAUUCGGUUCACUUAAAAACAAACUAAAUAUUUGUUGUUUUGUUCAAAAUUUUAUUUUUUCAUGGAAUGACAUCUCAGCGUAAAAUGUUUCCAUUUUAGAUUGUUGAUUGGUUAUACAAUGUUUCCCUUUGUCAUAAUGUAUGAUCUACAAAUGACUCCAUACUCCCAGUGACAGUCAAUACAUAAUAGUUCUCUGUCUUACUUUGAGGCACACUGCUGAUAAAAUCACUCAGAGUCAGAUGUCCUGUAGAAGAUUGGUCGCUGGUGGGUAUUCCAUACCAAGCAUGGACAGGCAGCGAGUUUGUUUGGUGAAACAGGGAACAGGAACCAAUUAGCAGUCAGCCUACGUAGGCCAUGUUUAUUCACUUCAAGGCAAAUUGAGAAUGCUCUUGAGAAGUUCUUGGUUUUUUUUUUUUCAAUGCAAGCUCCAUCUGAAGUGAAAUCUCUAGUCAACUUAACUGUUUUAUCUCACUUUGUUCAAACCCCUGUCUAAGAUGACAUAGGGUAGGUCUAUUAAGACAGAAACAUGUUCCAGACAAAUUAUCAGCGUAUUGAUCAGAACAAUUAGUCUGUUGCAUGUAGCUACUGCUCACAACUAGACUAAGCUAAGCAAUCAGUAAGCCUAUGGCAUGUUCAUCAUAGAAAUGAAGACUUGCUAAAAGAAUGUUGUUAAAAAUAUGGAUUUAUGGAAUAGCUGAAAUUUGAGGGGAGGAGCAUGCCUGAAAUACCUCCUCCUUGCAAUCAAAUCUCCUCUAUCUCCUCUCUGUUCUUCAGUCCUAUGUUAUUCUUAGAACAGCUCAGGGGAUGGAGUGUGUGUGUAGGGUGUGGGGAGUGUCUGGCCUCCUAGCUCCAAGGAGAAUCUCUUCAUAACUCCAGCCCAAAUUUUUAGAGUCAGUUGCGCCCCCUCCACCCCCCCCCCUCCCUUUAUAUUAGCGCUAAAUGUAAGAAGACACAGUCUGAACUUGCAAAAUGUUAAUGUUUUUUUUUUCCAACAAAUGAUCUGUCAUCCUGCACAAGAAAAAAGUCAUGCUUUCAACAAAUGACUUGUUAUAUAUUCAUUUCUACAGUGUCCUCUCCAUUUUCAAGUAAACAGAACAGACUCAAGGUCAAUGCCCCGUGUUCCAUGGAAAAUUACAAUAUCUUUUUGUAUUGGUUAUUGCAGCAUCAUGUUACUGCUCAUACUUCCCUUUUAGUGUUGCUAAAACUGAAUGACUUCCAGCUGCCUUGGAACUUUUGGUGCCAGCGGUGUGCACGCAGGGUUAUAGAGAGCUUUUUAGGAUUCAGCAUUAAUUUUACUAGCUAAAAAUGUACUUACGGAUUGGCAGUACAACAAUUUAGUAAAAUGAUCAUUUAGUAAUAAAAUUCUAAGGCAGUUGAGGGCCUUUCUGAUGUGGAGUUGUGUAACAACAAGCCUUAAAAACCUGCUAGGUAGGUACUUUUUGUGAAACAUCUGAGCAAAGUGCAUGUUGGAGCUAAAAAUCUGUAGGUAAAGUGGCUGAAUGUGAUGUCCAAAAAUCUUGGUGUAUUUUUACUUUGCGUUCCACUUGCUGUUAUUAGUUUUAACAUGUGCAUUACAGACUUUAACCAUAGUUACUCAGCCCACUGAAAUAGCAUUUGCCAAUUCCAUGUUUUAUGGCUCUAUUUUUCUGAAAAUACCCAAAUAUCCAAAUAUUUCUGUUUAUCAUGUCAGAAUGUAAAGAAGUUUAUUUACUGGAAGGUUCUGGCGACUGGUACAAGCGUCACUAAGCGCUAGAUUUUGGGGGCUGUCUCUACUUUUGUACAUAUGAAUGCAUGUAUGUAGAGCAUAUGCAUAUGUGGUUUUUGAAAACAAAAAUGUAAAGUAAUGCCAAGAUUUGUACAUUUCAUUUUAAUUUAUAUUGUGUGGUUAUAGAAUUGUUAUUUAAUAGUAAUUAAGGAGAUUUAAUUUAACAAUGCUCUGCAAAGCAUUAUAAUGUUGAGAAAGUAUCACUGCAUAUACGAGAUUGUUCCUUAGCAGUCUAAAGUGGAUAAAGAUAGAAAAGAAAUAAUAAAGUAGUCUCUUGGAUAAUGCAUACGCAGUAAAACAGAAAAAAGGUGUUUGUUUUUUUAAAGCCUGUGAAAACAGCUAAUUGUACCAAAAACAUGUCCAAAACAGUAUUUUCUCAGAAGAGAAAUAAAUACAUUGUUGAGUCUAUGAUUUGA